UACAGAUCCUCUCUCUCUUUUCUACGAGAAGAUCACACACUUUUAUAACAGUCAUGAGAAAUUAUAACUUCAAAUUUUCAGCUAUGAUCCCAAGUCAAUGGCUCCACAAGCUCAAGAACAUGACCAAACCCAGGAAAAAACAUCCUCUUCCUUCUUCUUGUUCCUUAAACAUUACCAAGAAAACAAAAACUUCCUCCGAGUCUACUAAGUCUCUUCCUCACUCUUCAAGAACUUACUUCUCCAGUAGAUCACACACUUCCUUGGAAUCUAAGAUCCUUCAUAAUUCACCAAGAAACUCUCAUCACGUGAUAGAGAGCAAAAGAAAGACUGUUUACAAGCCGUCUCCUCCUCCCUCUUCUUCUGUAUCUGCAGGCUUUAACAAGAAGAAGAUCAACUUUCCUCCGAACCAAGAUUCUUCUUCCUCUGCUUCUUCCAACGUCAUCGACAUGAAUAGCAGAGAUUUCAAGAAGAGAAUGUUCAAAGAGAUGAAGGUGUUUGACUCAACAGAGAAAGCUUGUCCAGCAAGUAACCGAACCAAGACAUCGCGUAAACCUCAUCAUCUUUCAGUUAAGGUCAACAAUAAAGAGAAAGAAGAAGCGUGUAGGAUCCAAAAGAAUGUCUCUACAGGAAGAAGAUCAUCAUCAAACUCUCCAAGGAUAAAAAUCAAAGUGAGUUCUCCUAGGGUUCAAGUCUCAGCGCGUAGAAGCAAAUCAAGAUCGCAGAACAAACAAGUUCUUGAAAGUUUCGCAGUGAUCAAGAGCUCUCUUGAUCCGAAGAAAGAUUUCAGAGAAUCAAUGGUGGAGAUGAUAGAGGAGAACAACAUCCGAGCUUCACAAGACUUAAGGGAACUUCUAGCAUGUUAUCUCUCAUUGAAUCCUAGAGAGUAUCAUGAUCUUAUCCUUAAGGUUUUCGUUCAAGUAUGGCUUGAAUUCAAAAAUUCUAAAGUUGCGUCAAAGUAAAAAACAUUUUAUUGUUUUAGCUAUAGUUAUCUGUUAAAAACAGUUGGUUCUUAUUAAAGAUUGUUAUAUAAAGAGUGUUUUA
Messenger RNA from Brassica oleracea var. oleracea, 1041 nucleotides. RefSeq names its product transcription repressor OFP4. The record is from RefSeq and is a predicted model, not a curated record. Gene Ontology annotation, molecular function: DNA binding. Lineage: Eukaryota; Viridiplantae; Streptophyta; Magnoliopsida; Brassicales; Brassicaceae. The transcript has a single exon. Gene Ontology annotation, biological process: negative regulation of DNA-templated transcription. The coding region runs from base 54 to 959 and encodes 301 amino acids.